GGAGUUUGCGCCAAACAUCUCCGAGUCAUAUUAAACGUGAAGUCUUGUCCCUUUCCCAUAUUAUCCAAUUAUCGUGAUUCUCCUUGCUUCAAAUAUAUUUCAAAUUAUUCAAGCCAUACAUUUCUUAUCAUUUACCAACACAACAUACUCCGCUUCUGCUUGUGAUUCGAGUGAAUACCCCGCAAUCAGAGUGAUUAUAUCUUCACAUUGCACAGAAACAAGCAGCUUGCUCUCCUCACCCUCAACAGAAUGGAUUUAGUGAAUCACUUAGAAGGUAGAUUGCUGUUCGCAGUACCAAAAAAGGGAAGACUAUUACAGGCAGCACUCAAUCUGCUUGAAGGUGCCGAUAUUCAGUUUCGAAGAGAAUCAAGACUUGACAUAGCAUUGGUCAAAAACUUACCAAUUGCGCUCGUCUUCCUUCCCGCUGCCGAUAUUCCUACAUUCGUUGGUGAAGGUCGAGUAGAUAUUGGUAUUACCGGACGGGACACAGUUGCAGAACAUGCCACAGGAGUUGAAACCGAGAGGAGAGUUAAGUCGGAAUCGGGUACUUCAACCCCUGUUGAAGAGGGUAAGGAAGAAGGAUGUGUGGAGAUAAUGGAUUUGGGAUUUGGUGCUUGCAAGUUACAAGUUCAAGUGCCAGAGAAGGGACCAUAUGCGAAGCCAUCAGAUCUCAUUGGAAAGAAUAUUGGUACCAGUUUUGUCAGUUUAUCUGAGGAAUUCUUCCGCGCGUUAGAAGCUGAGGCAGACGGUGGUGCCGUAUCCGGGCGCAAGUUGAAGACCAAGAUUAUCGAGCUCAGCGGCAGUGUUGAGGCUGCAUGUGCUCUUGGUGUCGCUGAUGGAAUUGUGGAUCUAGUUGAAUCUGGCGAAACCAUGAAGGCAGCAGGAUUAAAGGCUAUCGAUACAGUCGUCUCGAGUACAGCAAUUCUCGUGAAAUCCAAAAGACCCUCAAACCCAGCAUUGGUAGAACUUAUUGCCUCCCGUAUUCGAGGUGUUAUCACUGCACAAAAAUACGUCCUGUGCCAGUAUAACGUUCAACGAACAGCCCUCCCAGAUGCAGUCAAGAUUACCCCUGGAAAGCGAGCACCCACGAUCAACGCUUUGGAGGAGGAAGGUUGGGUGGCUGUUAGUUCAAUGGUAGAGAAGAAGAAGAUCGCUGUGGUCAUGGAUGAUUUGACGGCCGUUGGAGCGACAGAUAUCUUGAUUCUUGACAUUGCAAACACGAGAGCCGGUUAAAAAUGAACAAGAAUUGAGAAAGGAACGUAUCGUGAUAACUGAUAGAAAUUUCGGAUACUGGUGGGAGAUUGGACGAGAGAAUACCCAUUUGGAUCGAAUCUAGCCUGGAGUUGUAGCUUGGAAAUCUAGUACAUCCUUUAAUCAAUAUUUGCA
This is a messenger RNA of Botrytis cinerea B05.10, 1386 nucleotides long. It is a transcript of the gene Bchis1, whose product is annotated as Bchis1. The record is from RefSeq and is a predicted model, not a curated record. The coding region runs from base 250 to 1233 and encodes 327 amino acids. Gene Ontology annotation, molecular function: magnesium ion binding; ATP phosphoribosyltransferase activity. Lineage: Eukaryota; Fungi; Ascomycota; Leotiomycetes; Helotiales; Sclerotiniaceae. The transcript is spliced from 4 exons. Gene Ontology annotation, cellular component: cytoplasm. Gene Ontology annotation, biological process: L-histidine biosynthetic process.